AAAAACCCCCACACAAAAAUAAAAAGAUUCUCUCCCUCUCCAUUUUCACUUUCUCGAUUUCUAGGGGUGGGGCUAGUUCUGGUUUUCGAUCGCUGCUUGCUUGCAACCGACGAGGGGAGGGAAGCAAAGCGGAGAAGCAAGGAGGAUCGCACCCCACCGGCCAAUCCAAGGGACGAAUAGCUAAAGUAGUGCAGUAUGGAAGCCAAAGAGGGGCCCGAUGUAAGUGCUCCAGAGAUGACUGAUCUUAAGGUGCCUGAUAAGACGCCCGCACAAGAUGAUGAAAAAGAAAACCUACUGAAUGGUAAUGCCAAUCUGCAAGUGAAGGAAGCACACAAUGAUGAAGAUGAUGGAACAGGAUCUGAUGGGUUUGAGCUGAUAGAUGUGAAGGAAAAUUUUGGUUCAACAAAAAUGGAGGAAGAAACGGCAGCUCCAAGUACAAAGGUUGAUACACCUCCUGUUCAAAAGGAAAGUGAUACACAGGAAGAAAAAACGGCAACCCAUGAAGAACAAUCAGUUGCAGAAAACACGAGACAUCUAGACUCCUCCAUGUUGAACCAACAAACAGAACAAUUGGGCGAGCUGACAAGGCGUAUUGAAGAGCUUGAAUCUGAAAAAGGCAAACUGGUCAAGGACUUGACAGAAGCAGAAAAUAAGCAGAGCCUGCACUACAGUUCUCUACAAGAAGCUCAAAGCUCUCUGGCUAUGAAAGAUAAGGAGUUGGCUGAAGCAACAAAGUCCCUGAAGGAGCAGGGUUCUGAUCUCGAAAGCUCGAAAAAGAGGAUUCAAGAAAUUGAAGCUGAAUUAGAUUCAUCAGCAGAUAAGCUCCGCAAACUUGAAGAGCUGAAGGAUGAAAGAAGCUUGCAUGCUGCACAGGAGGCAAAGAGGGCCUCAGAACUUGAUAAGAUGCUGGAACAGGCACAGUCGAAUAUGAAAGAAAUGGAAAAACACAUUAGCAGCCUUCAAGAGGAUAUAAAGGGACAUCAAGAUAAGGCCACAGACCAUCAGAAAAUAGAAGAAUCACUGAGAAGCACAAUCUCAGAACUCAAGGUGGUACAAGAGGCACUGGAGCUGUCAAAGUCACAAGUUGCUGAUUUGGAACAGAAACUUGCCUCUCAGGAUGCUGACAUCAGUAAACUAACUGAAGAGUUGAAUCUCCAUUGUUCGUCUGAAGAAUCUCUUAAAGAGAAGACUAUUAAACUAGAGAAUGAACUUACUACAGCACAUGAAGAGCUACAAGCAAAGCUUUUGAGUUUGCAGGAAUUGGAGACAAAACUUGAUGAGCAGGCAAAAGACAGACAAACAAGUGAAGCUGCACUAGAGAAGCAAAAUGAGCAGAUAGUCAUCUUGCAGACUCAGCUCGACAAAUUGAAGGAUGAAAACAAUACUAUCCAAGGGUCUCUUGUUGAUCUUAACUCAAAACUUUCAGAAAAAGACUCCAUGCUGCAUCAGGCUGAAGAUAAUCUUGCUAAAGCACAGUUGGCCCUCUCAGAAACACUGACACAAAAAGAAGAAUUGGAGCUGAAUCUGAACUCUCUCAGUGAGCAGCAUGGUGAGUCCAAAGCGUUUGGAGAACAUGCAAACCAGAAGAUUUUCGAGCUUGAAGCACAAAUCCAGGCAAUGCAUGCAGCUGAAGAGGCACUCAAGUCACAGCUAAAAGAAGCUGACGCAAGUGUGGAAGCUGCUGAGAAGAAAAGUUCAGACCUUGAGAAACAACUCAGUGAGAUUGAAAAUAAAUUAGUUUCAUCAAGUGAAGAAGUAGAGUUGAUGAAAGAACGUAUUCAACAAGAAGUGGCUGUAUCAGCAGAAAAAGGAAUGCAGCUUGAAGAAGCAGUGGCCAGUCUAGAGGGAUACAAAGAAAAAAUCAAUGAGUUACAAUCGUCCCUAGAUUCCUCAGUAUCUAAAAAUCAGCUACUUGAACAGCAAGUCAAGGAGCUGACCGAUAAAUGCUCAGAGCAUCAAGAACAAGCUCAUUCAGUUCGGCAAAGGAGCCUUGAGCUGGAAGAUUUGCUUCACACAUCAAAGACUGAUGCUGAAGGUGCAUACUCCCGGACACAGGAGCUGGAGCAGGAGCUGAACAGCACAUAUGAAAAGCUCAAGGGCGUUGAUAAAGAACUCGAGCAAUACAGAAGCAAAGCUUCACAACUUUCCGAUGAUCUAGAAGCUUAUCAGACAAAAGCAGCUAGUCUUGAAGCUGUGGUGGAAGAAGCAAGCAAGAAAGAGAAGGAGCUUAUGGAGUCAUUGAGCCAAAUAACUGAAGAAAAGAAGAAAAUUGAAGAACUAACGGCAGAGUAUGAAGCUAAACUUCAAGCAAAUUUGAAGGAAAAGCAAUCUUUUGGAGAGAGUUUGCAGAGCCAAGAAUUGAAGGUGCUGGAUCUACAACAAGAGCUGGUGAAGUUGAGAGAAGAAAAAGAACACCAUGAAAACACCAUUGCUGAUCUGAACCUGCAGCUCUCCACUAAGAAUGACAUGUACAGUCAACUGGAGUCCCAGUUAAACGAGGCUGGUGAUGAUCAUAGCAAAACAAGAUCACUUCUCUCAGAAGCACAAUUACACAAAGAAGAACUUGAGCUAAAUGUAAAAUCUCUUAAUGACCUGCACACUGCAUCGAAAACAGCUGCCGAAUCCGCAAUGCAGAGGGUUUCAGAGCUUGAAACUCAAAUUCAGGAAUUAGCUGCUUCGGAACAGAACCUGAAGCUGCAGCUUAGUGAGUUAGAGUCAAAGUUAGCAUCUGCUGAGAAGACGGGCAUGGAUCUUGAGCAAGACCUUAAAGCUGCUACAAUAGAGUGCAGUAAUUGCCAUGUGAAGAUUGAUGAGCUUUCUGGGGAGCUUGAAGCAUACAAGGAGAAAUCAACUAACCUCGAGACUUCAUUAGCACAAGCACAGCAAACAGAGGCUGAGUUGUCAGAGAAGUUGGCUCAAGUUAAUGAAGAAAAGGAGAAGUUUGAAGAACUGUCAAAGAAAGCAACCAUAAAGCAUUUGGAAGCAGAGAAGCAGGCCCAAACUUUACAGGGUGAAUUAGAAUCUGCCCACGGUAAAAUGGAAGAGGUGGAAAAUGAACUGCGGUCUCUGGGUACUAGAGAAAGCUCAGUGCUUGAGAAGCUUAAAUCUGCAGAAGAGCAGCUGGAGCACAAAGGGAGGGCACUGGAACACGCCACUUCCAAGAAAAUUGACUUGGAAACUCUGUAUCAGUCUUUACUUGAAGAUUCAGAGAUGAAGCUCCAACAAUCAGCAGACAACUUAGCUCAGAAGGACACAGAGUGCCAGCAACUGUCUGAAAAGCUGAAGUUGGCUGAGGAACAAGCAGCAUCUUAUCAAUCAAGAGCAACUGCAGCCACUGAAGAGGCGGAAUCUAUGAAGGUGGAGCUCGAAGCCUUUGAAUCAGAGAUUUCAACUCAUGAGGCCACCAUUGAAGAACUCAAGACCAAGGUCUCUGAUGCUGAGUCAAAGGCGGAGCAGGCGUUAGCUGAGCUUGCAAUGCUUAGUGGAACAAAUCAGGCCCUGAAAGAGGAACUUGAUUCUAAGCGGGCAAUGCUUCAUGAAGUUCAGGAACAGCUUAAUUCUACUCGGGCUGAAAAGGAAGAAGUUGCUGCUAAGCUAGCUGAGCAUGAAAAGACAGUAGAACAUUUGACUGAGGUGCACAGUAGAGGUAUAGAGCUCCAAUCUGCAGCUGAAUCACGGAAUGCAGAACUCGAAGCUCAAUUGCGUGAAGCUCUUGAGGCAGCAGAGCAAAAAGAGACUGAGGUGAAAAACUUGAAAGAAAAACUGGUUGCCCUCGAGUCUGAGAUCGAAAGUUUGACACAUGUAAAUGAAGCCUUAAAACAGGAGAUCAAUGCUAAGCUGGUGAUGGUUGAUGAGCUGCAGGAGAAGUGUAGUUCUAUAAAUUCUGAGAAAGAAGAAGUUGCAGAGAAGUUGGCUGUUCAUGAGAGGAAAAUAGAACAUUUGACAGAAGAGCAUUCCAGAGUCUUGGAGCUCCGAUCUGUAGCUGAAUCGAAGAAUGCAAAAAUUGAGAGUCAACUGCGUGAAGUUCUUCAAAAGGUAGCACAAAAGGAAGAUGAAGUUACAGACUUGACGCAGAAGCUGGCUUUACUCGAAGCUGAGAAUGAAAAGCUGGCUAUUACGAACAAGACACUGAAAGAGGAAGUGGAUGCUAGGAUGGCCAUGUUUGAUGAGCUACAGGAACGGUUUAACUCUACUCAUGCUGAGAAGGAAGAAGCUGCAGAGAAGCUAACUGUUCAUGAGAGGACAAUCUCACACCUGACAGAGGUGCACACACGUAGCUUGGAGCUCCAUUCUGCAGCUGAAUCAAAGAAUGAAGAAAUUGAAGCGCAGUUCCGUGAAGCUCUUGAGACGAUAGCACAGAAAGAAGGUGAAGUUAAAGAAUUGAGUGAGAAGCUGGAUGCCCUUGAAAUUGAGUUGGGAUAUUACGAAGAGCAGGCAACUGAAGCUGCUGCCACUGAAGAAAAUCACAAGGUUAAAUUUGAUGAAGCUUUGCAGAAGAUAAAGAUCCUGGAGGAACAGCUUGAGGAGACACAAAGCAAGGUUGAGCAUUUCCUUAUGGAGAAGGAAAGCUUGGCUCAAGCAAAUAGUAGUUUGAAUGUGGAGUUGGAAGUACAUCAGAACAAGUUGAACGAAUUACAACUUGCACUUGCUGCUGCAGUAGCAGAAAAGGAGGGGGCAUCUGAAGAGAUUCAUUCGCUGCGUAAAACGCUAGAUGGAAUGAUCGAACGCAAAGCAGAAUUAGAAAUCCAGGUAUCUUCUACCAUGGAAGAGCACGAUGAACUGAAGAGCAAAUACCAAAAUGCACUGGAAGAGAAGCAGAUAUUGAAUGAUAAGUAUGAAACUACAAAGAAAGAGCUUGAGGAAGCAAUAGCCAAGUUGGAGGAGAAAAUGAAUGUAGACAAGUCAGAAAAAGAGUUGCACAUCUCAAAACUGGAGCGACAGAUUACAUUAUCCGAGAUAAAGUACAUGGAGGAGAUAAAGACCAUGCAGGUGGAAACAACUGAAAAGGAUGAAGCACUAACAGCCAGGAUGCAGGAACAUGCAAACUUACAGCAUGAGAAAGAUGAGUUGGAACAACAGUUGCUGGAAAUAAGAAAGGAACUGGAUGGUGCCUACCGUACCAUAGCAAAUCAGGAAGAACAAGCUUCAGUGAGAGAGAUAAAGUGGGAUGCAUAUAGGAAGUAUUCAGAGGAUCAAUUGGAAGCUGAGCAGCAGCGUGCUGCGGAGCUUGAACUGCAAGUAUCAGCUCUUAAACAACAGCUCCAAGAAGCUGAGAUCCAUUACAAGCAAAAGGAAGAACAGGUUUCUUUAAGGGCGGUUCAAUGGGAAGCAGAUAAAAGUCAUUCACUGGAUGAGCUGGAAGCUCAGCGUCAGUAUGCCAACGACUUGGAGAAACAGAUCGAAGCUCUUACACAGAAGCUACAAUCAGUCGACGCACACUACAAGCAGAAGGUCACAGAAGAGAGGGAUAAGCUUGCUGAGGUCACCACAGAGUUCAACAAAUUGACACAAAAAGUAAGCAAGAGUGUUGAAUUGGAGAAGAAGGUACAGGACCUUGAACAGAAGCUGAAGGUAGCUUACUCUAAAUCUGAGGAACAGGCAAAGGAUUCUGUCCAGUUGAGAUCCCGGGAAUUCACCAUGGAUUCAUCAACAAUUUCAAGCAAACAACAUGACAGAUCUUUGGCUAAUGACACGACCUCACCAAACCCAAGCCAGAAAGAAGUGCAAGAACCUUCUGGGAUCAUGGCCUUCAAGUUCAUCCUGGGAGUUGCCCUGCUGUCCAUACUCAUCGGCGUGUUUCUCGGAAAACGGUACUAGUGCUCAGUUUGUGAAAGUCUGUUGAUGGCCAUGGGAAAUUCCACUGUCAACUUUGCUUUCAGCGAAACUCAGGUUAUAAAUUUGUAGCUGAAAGGGCUUAGUCAGCAGAAGUUUGAAAGAAUUGGUGGCCUUGAUGGGGAUGGAUCGACGACUUUUAGGGAGAAGUCGGAGAUCUUGGAAGUCUUUCUAUUUUCUCCUGUUGUUGAGUUUUGCUCUAAUUUUCAUUUUCUGGUAAACAGGGGUUGGAAUUUGAUUUUUGUUCAUUCCUACCCUCUGCAUGCAAAAGGCCAACUGCGUGCAACUGGUUUUGCCGUCACCAAGUUUUCAUGUACAUUUCUUCUAUGUAAAGAUCAGAAGUCCAGGGACUCAAACCAUGAAGCCUUUGCUACUAUGCUCAUAUACAUGGAGAGUUCAAGUUCUGCUA
Molecule: messenger RNA, 6241 nt
Organism: Panicum hallii
Lineage: Eukaryota; Viridiplantae; Streptophyta; Magnoliopsida; Poales; Poaceae
Product: myosin-14
Exons: 9
Coding region: 196-5817 (1873 amino acids)
Source: RefSeq, a predicted model, not a curated record